CCACAACUACAUUUUCCUCUUCCUCUCAUCAAAUACCAAUCUCUCACUACAUUCCUCUUACUCUCUCAAUUGUCUUCCUCUUAAACUUCUCAUCAUGGCUACUCGUCAACCCAAUUGGACCACAGGUGAAGAUAAGAAUUUAGCACAAUUUGGGUUCACAUUUUGGAGGAUGGUGCGGCCGGUCGUUAUCUAUCCCAGCCGGAGUUUAUUGCUCGAAUUACAGAAGCAUUCAACAAUGAAGGCACGAGAAAUGAUCGUUCCGAUAGUGGGGUAUUAACAAGAUGGAAGAAGAUUAAAACGUAAUUGUAUGAUUUGGAAUAGAGUGUUGAAGAUAGCAAAUGCAUCACCAAUGAGUGGGUCCAAUGAAAGUUACGUUGUAAGUAAAAUUCUUAUUUUUAUUACGUUUGUGAUAAAUUUUUAUGUAAUCAAGUUUAUAUUUACUUACAUUUUUUAACUACUUGUCUAGCUUGUUCAUGCUCUUUUCAGAGCCCAAACCAAAAUAGAUUUCGAGUUCGCUGAGUGUUGGGAAAUACUCGAAAAGUAUCCAACAUUCAUGGAACAAUUCCAUACCCUCGUACAAGACAUUCCAUCAAUGGAUGGAUCUUCAUCAUCCAUACCAUCCAUAGUUCAAUUGCUGGAACAAGACAUUAUGUUUAAAGUUGGAUGAAGAGUUGAUGAUACAACUCACUCUGAUUAAAGUUGAAUGAAAAUUGAUGGAACAAGAUAUUAUGUUUAAAGUUGAAUGAACAGUUGAUGACUUUGACAAACAAGUGAUAAAUAUGUGGUCAUUGCCACUAGCCACUGUAUUUUCGUCAUUGAUGACGUCAUAUUUAUUGACAAAAAAUAAUAUCAAAUUUUUUAAAAAAUUACACCAAAUGAAUAACUAUAUAAAAACAAUUGUAGAAUUAUAAAAAUAAAGAAACACUUUAUUAAGUGCCAAAUUUGGCAAUUUAGCCUUAAUUUUUAGCACUCCAUUGUAGAUGGUUUAAUAUACUAACAUUUUCUCAAAGGAACGAAUACGGGGUAUAAUUGGCGAUAGUAUACAAUGAGAUGUCAAGUUAUCUAAAGCAAUCAAAGUGAAACCAGAGUGGCGGCUCAUUCACCACGUGAUUGCUAGGUUCGUGGGAGGAAAGAACUGGAGCAAAGGCAACCUAACUGCCCGAGAUGCCACCUUCUUUUAUAGUAUGCAUCUACCCUGAUCUCUACAUCUCGGUUUGGCUAUCUUAUCUAUCUUCAAGCGUUAUGAGAGGAUCAUCGGCUCGCCGCACUACACGGGGGAGUUUUUGUCACUCGUCUAGCCAAGUUUUUCCAAAUCGACUUCGGGUUCGUCCAAUUUCGAUUGGAUACUAGGAUAACUCCUUUAUCCUUUGAAGUCUUGAAGUCGAAACUCAAAGUUCUACAUAUGAACGACGGGGGCAUUUGGGAGUACUGGGACUUCCAUUUCCAACCUCUAAUACAUUGGACAUGGAAGGAACCGUAUUACGUCUUCCGGAAGUUAGGAUGCCAAGAGAGCAAAGAGGAUUUGCAACCGAGGGAGAUCAAGUGGAGAGCAUAUAUGAAGGUGGAGAGUCAGCCAUACCCACUCCUCAACUGGUUCACCAACAGCUCAACAAUGCAAGGGACUACCGAGUUGAAGGGAUGAUAGCGGCAAUCCUUCACAACCAAGAGAGGGAGAAGGAAACAAGGCUACAUAUUACGGCGUGUCUCCAUGCGAUCAUGAAGAAGAUGAACAUUCCCACCGACCCAAUUUGAUCGCUCCACUCCUCUUGCACCACUACAAGAAGAAGAAGAAGAAGAAGAAGAAGAAGAAGAAGAAGAAGAAGAACCCUCCGAGUAGGAUUGAGUACUAGGCAUCCAGGGUCUAAGUUUAUCUUUUUUUUUUCUUUGCUUUUCUUUAUCUUAAUUAAAACAAUGUUUAAUUAUCGCUUAAUUUUUUGUUUUUCAUUUUUGUACUAUAAAUAUUCUAGUACUAGUAGUAUUCGUCCUUAUAUUAUAUAUCUAUCGUACAUAUGACGCUUAAUCUUCAUCCUCUCUAUCGUAUGCGCUUCAUCGUUGUGAAAACCACCAAGAAGACAAAGACCUACACUUGUGUACCUUCACCAAACCACAACCGAAACCUAUGGUAGCCGUCACAAUCCUCUCUUAUGAAACUCUCACAUUGAGGACAAUGUGUUGCUCAAGUGUGUGUGUGUUGGGGGGGGGGGGGGGGGAUGUGUAUGAAUUUUUGAAUGAAUAUCAUGAUUGGUUGAACCAUAUAUUGCUCGAAUCCUCCCUUCUUUAUGAAUGUGAGACGUUGAUGAAUACUUAUGGGAGUGUGUGCUAGCGAUUGUGUUUGUGUUGUGGCGAUCAAUGAUCAAAUGAUAGUGUUUUGGAAUCUAGAAUGCUAUUACCCACUUUUUUCAAAUUCGAGGGUUCCAAAACACCUUGUUCCUUGCAACUCCCUACUCAAUAUGCUUUGAUUUUUUAGAUGUUUGAUGUGUUGUGCUCGCUAGGUGAUAGUUGCAUGAUUAGAGAACCGGUGUGUGAGUAAUUUUACUAUCUUCUUCAUCUCUUGUGAGUUGAUAAUAUGUGCGAUUUUAGGAAGAACAUGUGUGCGGGAUUCUUUUUAUGUCUAGUGAACUCAAAACUUUUACAAGUUUGUGUGUAUUAGAAAAGAAAGGAAGGAGUGAAACAUCUUUUGAAAAUGGGGCUCACGUGGGAGGCAACAAAUUCUCACGAAUUUAGAGUGCCCUUUGAGGAUAUGCUUGGGGGUCGGAUAGCUUUACCGCAUCCCGAUCAUCUUUCACUACUUACCAUCCCCCCAAGUAUUUUUCCUCCUCACGGAAUCAUAUGCCAAGGUCCAAAGUACCUUUUAGCGUUUAAUAUUUAUUAAUAAUAAUAUUGUAUAUUUAAUACCUUACCAGCUUAUAAGAAUGGAAAUGGGGUAGGUCAGGGGCGGGUAUCUCGAUACCAACCUGCUCAGUGACAAGUAUGGCCCAGGUCGGGUAGUUUACCAUGAAACACAGGUCGGGACAGGUUGAUCCAAUGGAUAUGUAAUUUAUAUGGAAAAUAUUAGAAAUACUCGUUAUUUCAUUAUAAGACCAAGAAAUAAACCAUAAUAUGAUAAGUGUAGUUAAAUUAUUGGAGAAUUGAGGUUUUCACUAAUUUACAACUUUAUUAUAGCUAAAAUAUGUUGUAAUAAAAAGAAAUUCCUAAGUAAUUUGACUAAGAUUACAUGCAAUAUGUGAUGGAUUAGGGAAGGUCCUGUUAACGAGAGUAUCCAUGCCUGUCUUAGCCUGAAACAGGUCAAACAGGUCAGAUCAAAAUUGCCAUCCCUACCAGUUUAAAGUUUUACCGUGUUAACGUGGUUUUUUUUUUUUUUUACAUAUUUGUCUUUUUUACCUCGUAAUAUAUCUGAUUAAAAAAUCAUAUUUGCACAAUUUUUGUGAAGAAUUAUAGUUAUCAAUACGAGAUAGUGAUGUUUUUACAAAAUUGCACCAGUUCUCUAUCCGUAUUGCACAUUUGCACCGGACAACUGGCAUUGCUGAUUUACCAGCCACGUGUCCUAAACCCAAAGGAUUAAUAUAUGUUUUUCUAAGAUAUUUUUUAAUUAAAUGUUUUUAUAAUCUUCCCCAAAAGACAAAUGACAGAGAAAGAGCUGCGGUGCGUUACGGGCCGUUGGUUGGUUUUCGGGGUUCCCAAUGAAUAAAAAGGAUUCAGCUUUGUCCAUUCCCUACAGCGAAGGAACUCUCGAGUGAAAAAAACAAAGCUCUGUCAUGUUCACUAUGCCAGCUUGGUUCUUAUAAAAAAAAAACACCACCUGCCUGGUUCUUCAUUUGCUCUCAUCCCACUUUCCUGCAGGUGAAACCAAUAAAAUGUAAGGAGUUCAGCUCAAAGGUAAAUUAUUAAUUUCUUUCUGCUUGUCUGUAUUGUCUUGCUCCAUCUGUCAAACUAGAUUAUAGGAACAGUUUGAUUUUGAUAUAUUUUCUUUAAUCUCCAUUAGCGAUUAUAGCAGCGAGAAAUCCCAGUUCUUCUACCUGCUGAGAUGACUGCAAAUGAAAUAGCAGUAGGUAAAUUAACGACUUUGAUUCGGUUUUCAAUAUUAUUAUUUUCAUUAAAAAUGAAGUGAAUAACCUUAUACGGGUAGUGGACAUUUAUGGAACAUAUUUGUUUUUUUAAUGAAUUACUUGAAUUUAGGUUGAUAAAUGAUAAGAAUCGUUUUAAUUUUGGUAGAAAGGAUAAGAAUCCUUUUUAGGUCACAGAAAUAGUAUAUUUAAUACUAGGUUUUUCCCCCACCAUUGACCGGGUUAAUUUUCCAGUAAUUAUUUGACAUCAUAAUUAAACUAUUUUGGAUUAAUUGGUCAUUUGGAUUGAUGUAGUUUAUUUGUAAUUAUAAAUUUUAUGUUGAUAUCAUAGAAUUCAUUGUAAAUUCGUCUAAAUUUUAUUUCAAUACUGAUUUUCCAAUGGAGUAAGAAGACAAAAGAAGAUUAGAAGUAACAUAUUAAACACGUUUGAUGAAA
Messenger RNA from Linum trigynum, 4499 nucleotides. The record is from the annotation of a GenBank genome assembly. NCBI's taxonomy places the organism in Eukaryota, Viridiplantae, Streptophyta, Magnoliopsida, Malpighiales, Linaceae.